AUGCCAUUGAGGGCCAGAACAGAUGCCAUUGAGGGCGUAACAUUUGCCAUUGAGAGCAGAACAGAUGCCAUUGAGGGCGGCGUAACAUUUGCCAUUGAGAGCAGAACAGAUGCCAUUGAGGGCCUGGUUACUUUAGUUAAUACCACAUCUCCCACCUGGUACAACCUAGGUAGAGAACGUUUAGUGUUAAAUUUUAAAUAUUGUUCGAUUCUAUUGUGUUCCAGACGUUUGGCUGUCUCUUUUCGGAUUUUUGUAACAUCUAGAGUUGUUUCCAUAUCGUCAUCAGGGUAUUUGUCACUAUCAAAUCAGGUGUUAUCGUCCUGAUGGGUAUUUUGGUCCAAAUUUUAAGGUUACAACAUUAUAGCGUACUGUAUAGAUUAAAAAAAUUACAAACAUGUUAUAAUAAAUUUCUUACCGUAACUCGACUAAUUCUUCUAGGAUAGUCUCAAAACUCUUGCACGACAUUCACUGCUUAAGGAAGGACACAACUGACUGAAAACAGCUGGCAGCAACACGCCAUUUUAAAAUUCUGGGGAUUGCGUACUCUUAGAAAACGCGUACUCUUACGCGAACCUACCCUACCGUCUGAAAUGUUUCAUUUUUCGAUCAUAACUCUGCCGCCUAAAGCUUUGCAAAAAUCCGACGAGUAUUCCGAUUUAUGAGACAGUCCAAGAAUGAUCGGACAACCAAAAGACAGCUAGGAGGUUGAAGGUUGAGUGACAUGGUUUUUCGAGACGUAUAUGUCAUGUAACAUCUAAUAUCUGCGAGUACAAAAAGUGCUAAUUCCUGUAAGAUUAUCAUUGAGAAAUUAUCACUUGAUUAUAUAUGCAUUAUUUCUAUCACAUUUUCAUAGAUAGCCAAGAAAGAAAGCUAUCGUCUUGUCAAGAACGUUGUUUAGACAAUGACGGAUAUAAUGGAAAUUUGUUAAAUGCGACAACAGCUUAUACGAGGGUGAAUCAAAUGUGAACCAGACUUUGCUGCUUAACGCGCCAUAGGUGAAUUGCGUGGGGCGAUGUCUUGGUAUAUGUUGGGUGAGGAUGUCAGGAAGAGGAGAGUCAAUCGGUUUGGUGCGCCGAAGUAGAUGAGAUGUUAGUAGCAUCAUGUCUGAGCAAGAUGUGCACAUAUCUGUUGCGCAACGCAUUAUCAUAAAAAUUAUGUCGCGGGAGGGCGUAAAACCUUCACAAAUUUUGCGUCGAUUAACCGCACAGUUCGGCUAUAAGACGCAUUCAAGGACACAAGAAUACGACCGGCAAACAUUUUUUUCCAUGGAGUGGCGAAAGCUUGGAGAGACAGCACCGCGAAAAGCCAAGACCAGAGGUGUACUGCUAGUUGAUUUUCUUCACGAUCGCCGUACAGUUAAUGUUGCUUACUUUUGCCAACUGCUUAAAGAAGUGAAACUGGCCUAUCGGCGAAAAAGGCAAAACAGGACGUGCCAUUCUGCUCCAUGAUAAGGCUCGGCCACACACAGGUGCAUUGACUCAAGAAAAAUUACGCGAAAUUCAUUGGGAAACGCUUGAAUACACGCCUUACACUCCUGAUUUAUCGCUAUGUGACUAUCAUAUGUUUGGGCCACUUAAAGAAGAACUGAGAGGUUACCACUUUGACAAUGACGAAGGUGUGGAAACGUUCGUGCACAAUUGGCUACUGACACCACCAGCUUCAUUCUUUGAUGAGGGAAUUAAGAAACUUCCGAUCCGAUGGGAAAAUUGCAUCAAUAAGGGAGGAGAUUAUCUAGAAAAAUAAUAUGUAAAUAAACUUGUAUUUGCUAUACCAGUAAAAUUACUAAAACAAAAGUCCGGUUCAUAUUUGAUUCACCCUAGUAUGUUUAAACUAUGGGCUAGUUGUAAAUAUAUGUAUGUGAAUGGUUUCUAUUUAAGGUCAUUAUUUUAUCAUAUGCUGUGAAAUUUCUAUGUACCCACCAGUCCUUCUUUAUUUAAGAUUGUUGGUAUUGAGAUCAUUGUUUGGUAUUAUUGGGUGUAAGAGGUAACUCAUGAAAUCGCAUUUGAAAUCAGUGUACUUCAAAUUACCUUUAUAUCAAUGUUCGAUUGAAUUACAUGCUAUUACAUUAUAGAUGGAUGAGUAUAAAUGAUUAUUGGCUGUAAUUGGCAAUAUUUUUAUAUACCACGCAUAAAAUUUAUCGGUCUAGUAUUAUCUCAGAGUUACGAUUUCAUGACUGAUUGCUUAGUUGCAUAUAGGAGGGAUGGUUCAAGCACUUGUCGACUUAUUCAAAUAUCCACCGAAUCCAUUUCAUAACAGUUAAUUGAUAUACUUACAGAUGGUAAAUCAAACCUAUCUUGAUGCCAUGUUUUUUUUAACUAGUAAUAACUAAAAUUUGUAUACUUAGAUUAUUUCGAAUGAGACGCCAUAUAUUACAGAUAUCUAGGAUCAAACUGCGUUUUUGGUAAAAGUAUUUACAAUUGAAAUGGAAUAUUAAUGUAUUUAAUAUUUUCUUAAUAAUUUCUUAAUUAAAAUACGAUGCAAAUUAUAGGACCGUUCGCAUAAAUGACUGCUGCAUUUUCAUUUUAAUUAUAUUCAGCCUCAAAAGGUUAGAUUAUCAUAUUAUUAAUUAAGUUGAAAACAUGACUUUAAAAUCCCUCCUUCCACUUUGCAUAAAGCAACUAUAGAGAGAUGAACAAAACAAAUAAAGCAAAAUAUUUUAACAAAAUGAUAGAUACAAGAUGGAUAAUGGAUGGAAGGAUGAAAUCAUCUUUGGCAAACCAUUUGUAGGUGGCUAUCGUCAGGUUUAUGACAUAUUUGCGCACUUCAAGAGAACCAUCAAAAAUGAUCUAAUGGACAAGUUUACCAUUUUUGUUAUUAGCUCAAAUGAAAGCUUAGGAAAAAUGAAACAAGAUGGUGAAAAAAUUAUUAAUUUAUCUCUAAAAACAAAAAAGUUACAGCCCAUCAAAGUUGCGCCCCGCGAGAAUAUUUUUAUUCCGUCUGUACGUCACGUGUGACCUCAUACUUCAGACGGCGAUUCCUGGGCCCGAGCCGACUCAGUCUCCUAAACACAUGCAUAGGCACACAUACAGGGAGACACAGGGUAGGCUAAACAUCUUCCGACCCAAUUUGUUUAUUUAGUUGACUGCAUAUACGAUCGGUUAGGAGCGAAAUAAGAAAAAAAAAAAGGUUGUUAUAAAUACUGUACCGUUCCAAAAUGUACGAGCACAACAAUUACAGCCCCUAAUAAACAUUUUUUUCUACGUACCUUCACAUGCGGCGUCCAUAAUGGUAUGAACUUACGCAGUGCUCAAUAGUUAUCAACUGGAAACGUGUCCGAGCGCACAGGUGUGACUUAUGAAUUGUCUAUAGACUAAUGACUAAACGCACAGACGCUGUCGAACACUUACGCGACGAGACGCUGGGCACUAGAGAAGUGUGACGUCAGACGCGAACGAACGGCAGCUAUGAUUUCGAGCUAUAAUGCGCCAAAUUUAAGUAUCAAUUUCUCUGUCAUUUAUUGGUCGAUUUCAAUAAUGUUUUCACUGGCUGAUUAUAUUUAGUCUAUAUUUUGCUGGUAUGUCAUUACUUAUGCGAUUUUGAAUAUCAAGAAACUUCUCCAUUCUCUUAGGUGCCAUUGGCUGAACAGUCUGCCGAAGUUGAUUUAAUGACGACCAGAAAUUCAAAAUUCUCCAAAAUAAGUUAAGCGAGUAGAGUAAGUUUUUUCUGAUGCUCGCAAAUAAAAACCGUUACUUCCUUGACUAUUGGAAGUAUUUAAAAAGAAUCAGACAUGAUAUCCAUAAACCCGGUGACUCGAAAAUGCUUCAGAUAUGAUUUACAGGGGCGGUUCUGAGAUGACGCACAUUGCACAUGAUCCACUGUCCCGAGUAGAUAAAAACUAUGUCUCCAGAAUAAUGACGUGCUGCUAACGCACAUCCACUAUCCCUGUGCAUCUAAAAUAAACGUCUUUGGUCAAAACAUGAGGUUGCUAGGUUCUUGUAUACCCGUGUCUAUACCAGAAUCGACCCAGGCACCUAUACCCUAUUUCACGAGUAUCCAUCACGGUAGAACGAUAGCCGAGUAUCUAGUAAUAUCUCAAAAUUCCCCAUAUCGGCACAGGGCACAUAAUUCUGACGGAUCCGUCAACGCCGUGAAUAAGUAUUUUGUUUUGCUUUUUUGUACGCUACAGAUUCAUUUUGUACUUGCUAACAGCUCUAUUAUUUAGAAAAGCUCAUUUCCAUACAAAAAACAAAACGUCACAAACAAGUUUUACUAGAUUUAUAUCCGAUUCAUUAUUGCCAACGUUGCAGACUAACACAAAACUGUCACUGGCUGAUCAGCUGUUCACUUCCGUAGACGUCAAAGCGUGAUUGAUACUCGUGAAAUAGUGUAUAGACAAAUCAAAUGGAAAUUUUUCAUGUAAACUCACAACUAAUGAUCGACCGGUACCGAUAUGUAUAUUAGUAUAUCGGCCUAAUUUGCUGAUAUAUGAGCCGUCCGAUAUGAUUUUCCAAGAUAAUCAAGUUGAAAAUGAUCGAAUUGAGAAAGAAUAUACAAAUUUGUUUUUGUCAGUCUUUUGAUUGAGAAUUUUAUCGAAAUAUUUCCACGAGGCACCAUUUUACGAUGUUUAGAACAAUUUCGCACGAAACAAACCAAGUAAGAUUCGACUUACACUGGCAAUACCAUUUCAUGAAACUGAAGUUGCAACAGAUAGAAAAUCUAGUGAAAAACCGCGGACUGUGCACACUUGAAACGCAAUCCUAGGUUACCGGGUUUCACCACGCUUCAAGCGGUAAUUUCAAAACGAAGAGCUUACUUGAUCCAAGUAAAACAAUUUAAUAUUCUACUUAUUAAAUGUGUUUAAUCAGUCUCAGUAAAAGUAUUAUCUUAGUUUUCAUCAAUUAUUUUAUUUAGAUUUAAAAGUAUAUUUCGUUAAUAUUUGGAAUUUAAAAGAGCAAAUUGGAUUUUACUGAAUGAUGUAUAUAACUGUGCUCUGAUAAAUCUAAGGUAUCAAAAAAAUUGGAGAAUUUGAUAUUGAUAAUUGAUAUUUUCGAAUCAGAAUAAGAUUUUCCGAAAAAUCAGUAGGUAGAGUAAGGGUUACCUGAAACUGAAUAAUUUCACUUGAUGAUGCGCAGAAAAAUUGUACUUUCAUAUCUAAGAAUAAAACAAUAUGUACUCGCAGGCAUUCGACAUAUGGAAAUAUAUAAAUAAAUUCGACGCACUUUAAAUAAACUAGGAUAUUUUCAAAUAUUGCCCCAACAUGAGGCUUCACUUGCUAUAUAUACGAGUACAUCACACAAUAUACACAAUGAAUCUGUCAGAACAUUUAUCAAAGCAUUUAUUGUAUUAAUGGUGAUAUACCACUGACGCAACAGUCUUUGAACUAUAAGAAUAACAAAAAAUGUAUCGAUAUCACGUUUAAUACAAGGCAUAUCUUAGAAUUGUUUCGAAAAGAAUAGCACAUCAAGUCUAUGUUAAGAAAAUGUUUGCUAUAAAUGCUAAAUUGACCUAAAUGUGGCUGCAUAAAUAAAAUUUACAAGUUCUUCUCAUUCUCUCACGUUAGCAGUGAUUGCCUUAUGUACAUAGUGUUUAAUUGGGACCUAGACAUAUUCUAAUGAUGGAUGUGGGUCACCAAGCGCCUUAUACUCGAGAAUUUCACUUUAUCACCAUAAUUGUUUCACUUCGAUCUGCUACACUAACAACAGUUCGUUACGAAAAUCACAAAUGAAACCGAGGCGCUAUGCCUGUCGCAUACUCACGAUCGUUCAUGAAUGAAGCGCCGAGUCCACGAUUCAAAUAAACAGUUUAGCUGGUUUUUAUUAAAAUAUUUAAUUGUUUUAAUGUACAUUUUCUACAUAAACUAAAUUACCUAAACUAUUUGAACAGUUUAAUAAAACAUGUACAUGGUUUGCUAUUUUCCAGCAAAUUAGUUAAAUAGUAGAUUACUUUCAAUCAAACUCUUUCCAGAAAAUUCAGUUUAAUUAAACCGAAUAAUUUAGGUAUUCAGAACAAUUAAAACAUUCAUUACGGGUGAUGAAAUUUUUCCAGAAAAGCUGUUUGACCACGUUUUUUCAGUUGACAUAGACGUGUUGAGGCCAAUGUGUUCACACCUCAUUUACAGAAAAAGAAAACGAAUUGUCGAUAGGCCGACAAUACCGAACUAUUGUCAAUAUUGCCAUUUGAAAAAUGAAAUUUAAAGUAAUUUUUAUUACCAACACCUACCGUACUGUGAGCAUAUAUACACGUAUAAUUAUUAGAUAAGAGUGAGAUAGUGUGAUUGACACUGUAGAUACUGUAUAAAUAUUUUAAAAAUAGGAUUGAAGUUGUCCUUGAAAUUACAUUGUGCAAUGUUGAUCUCAUCUUUAGAGAUGAUUCAAUAAAUU
Messenger RNA from Acanthoscelides obtectus, 6320 nucleotides. The record is from the annotation of a GenBank genome assembly. NCBI's taxonomy places the organism in Eukaryota, Metazoa, Arthropoda, Insecta, Coleoptera, Chrysomelidae.